Molecule: messenger RNA, 515 nt
Organism: Drosophila innubila
Lineage: Eukaryota; Metazoa; Arthropoda; Insecta; Diptera; Drosophilidae
Gene: Tbca
Product: tubulin-specific chaperone A
Exons: 2
Coding region: 120-452 (110 amino acids)
Biological process (GO): post-chaperonin tubulin folding pathway; tubulin complex assembly
Cellular component (GO): microtubule cytoskeleton; cytosol
Molecular function (GO): beta-tubulin binding
Source: RefSeq, a predicted model, not a curated record
AGCCGGCUGUGUGGAAUCUGGCGAUAAAUCAUUAAACGAUAGAAGUACUUGAAUUUUUUUUGUGAAACAUUAUUAUUUUAGAUCUUUAGACAUACAACUAACACAAUUAAAGCUCUCAAAUGGCAGAUCCACGCAUCAGACAGUUGGUUAUUAAAACGGGUGUUGUCAAGAGGUUGGCCAAAGAAAAGACCGUUUAUGAGAAGGAAGUGAAUACAGAAUUGGCUCGCCUGGAUAAGUUCAAGGGCAAUGGAGCUGAUGACCAUGUGCUGCGGAAACAGGAAGAGGUGAUACAGGAGUGCCAAAUGAUGAUACCGGACUCAAAGCGCAGGUUGCAAAAAGAGUAUGAUGUUUUGGCAAAAUAUCUUCAGGAUGAACAGGAUCUAAAGGAAACUGAGGCCUACACUAAAGCGGCCGAGGUUCUAAGUGAUGCGAAAUCCGUUCUCCAAGUUUAAUUACUCAUUCUUAAUAUAUGUAUAUUUACUUUAACCAUAUGUCAAUAAAAGUAUUUUUAGCGU